AUGAAAACUACCAAUGAGUAUGUGAAACUUUCGUCAACAAAAGCCACAACAUCCAGAAGAACCGCGCCUCGGCCCUCUGUGCUUCAGGACCUUCAGUCUGGGAGCGCACACCUCCAGUCCAGUGACGCACACCUCCAGUCGGACAUACCCGCGCUCCCGGACGUCUCUGUGACCUGCUCCAAGUCUGACUUCGUUGUGCGGGUCAAAAGUGGUUUCUACGGGCUGGACGCUGACUCCACUGAGCUGAGGCUGGGGAGCACGUGCCAAAGCAACGGCGUGCUGCGUCCUGACGGUGACCUGCUCUUCUCCUACCCGCUCACUCAGUGUGACGGUGUGCGUGAGUUGUUGCCCGGUUAUGUGGUCUACAAGUUUGUUCUCCACUAUGACCCCCGUCCAGAGCAUUUUCCAAGUAAACCCCAUCCGAUUACUGUCAACAUUGAGUGUCGUUAUCAGAGGAACCACUACCUGCAAAUACCUGCCAUAAAGCCCACAUGGGAGACUCGCGUUGUACAUAAAAGGCUGAGGGCAAGUCAAACCAACUUCCACAUACAGCUGAUGGAUGACACAUGGACAAAUCCUGUCAAAUCCAGGGUGUUCCAGCUUGAGGAAACUGUCAACGUCCAGGUCUCUGCUCCUCACUUACCUCCAGGACAAAAACUCUACAUCAACAGCUGUUAUGCAACUCCAGUAACUCACUCCAAAUCCAAUGUAAAAUGUACUAUUAUUGACAAUUAUGGCUGUUUAAUGGACAGUAAGAUGGAGCCAGGUGCAUCAAAGUUUGUCGCUCGAACAGACAAGAGUGUGAGAUUCUCCUUAAAGGCCUUUCAGUUUGUUACUGACCCUGAUGCUGAGAUCAGUAUGAGCUGCCAGUUGUAUGUCACAUCUGCUGGUCCGAGCCCAGCACACAAAUCCUGCACAUAUACACAAAAACGGUGGGAGGCCCUCUCCGGUGAUGAUGUCAUAUGCAAAUGCUGUGACUCUCAAUGUGUGACCUCCAUACGAGAAAGAGCCAUGAUGGAUGGCAUUACUAGCAGUGAAUCCUUGUGGGUAUCCAGCCAUCCAGAUUACUCCAGCUAUAGAAUAAAUAAAACUGGUGUGGACAAGAUGCGUGACAGUGCAGAAAAGACCAGAAAUCCUGAGCAAAAGCAAGUCAAAAGCAAGUUAAAAAGCAAGCAAAAGCAAGUUAAAGAAACUGCUGCUAUAACUGAAACUGAGAUAAACAGCAAGGAAUCAUCUUAUUUAGAAGAGUUUAAGUGGUAUACAGAAGAUCCUGAAGAUGAGAAAGUGCAAGCUGUUGAAAGCAAUAAUAUGUUGGAUGUAAAGCAGGUCAGUUCUACCAACGAGAGGCUGGAAUAUCAAAGGAUGAAACCAGAAGCUGUGUUAAAAGAAAAAGCUGCACAGUCAGUGGAUCCUGAUGGAAGUGCGAACACAGAGAGCAAGCGAGUGUUGAAACAGAACAGUGAUGAGAAUGUGAGAGAUGGAAAGGACACUACUUGGUAUUUCACUUGGAGAUAAUUUCUUUACAAAUGCUCAUGGUGGGAUUUGAUUUUGCUUUAUUAAAUUGAAACACUGAGCAAACUGUUGUGCCCCACUUCUUGCUAGAAAUGUGACAAUAUUAGUUACGAUUUUAAGAUUGUUCACAAAUCACCCUAACUAAAAAGCAAAAACCAUACAAUAUUUUCAUUCAUAAUGUCAAUAAUGCUCUGACCAAUUUUAUGAAAUCGAACUU
Messenger RNA from Periophthalmus magnuspinnatus, 1729 nucleotides. RefSeq names its product zona pellucida protein C (gene zpcx). Gene Ontology annotation, cellular component: extracellular matrix. The coding region runs from base 1 to 1515 and encodes 504 amino acids. Gene Ontology annotation, biological process: egg coat formation; positive regulation of acrosome reaction; binding of sperm to zona pellucida. Gene Ontology annotation, molecular function: acrosin binding. The record is from RefSeq and is a predicted model, not a curated record. NCBI's taxonomy places the organism in Eukaryota, Metazoa, Chordata, Actinopteri, Gobiiformes, Gobiidae. The transcript has 8 exons.